This is a messenger RNA of Mugil cephalus (flathead mullet), 2226 nucleotides long. Its product is annotated as telomere attrition and p53 response 1 protein-like. Lineage: Eukaryota; Metazoa; Chordata; Actinopteri; Mugiliformes; Mugilidae. The record is from RefSeq and is a predicted model, not a curated record. Bases 195 to 1100 code for a protein of 301 amino acids. The transcript is spliced from 5 exons.
CUACUGGGAAAAAUAGUUAGCUAGGCUUGUCUCCAAAGAUGGCAGUAGUUGGUAGAAGAGCCAAAUUGUAGUGCGAAAUAGGAAUAAAACCGAUCAGUAUUCAUGACAUUUCUCACAUAACUCUUGGUAUAGUGCCCAUAUAGCCAUCGGUUAAACAUUACCAUCGAAUUUCCCUCGUGUUUUCGGUACAUUAAAUGGAGGAGAAGAAGGAAGACGGAGACCCGGAGAUACAGGAACACGGACCCGAGCACUGGUUCUCAAAAUGGGAGCGGCAGUGUUUGGCCGAAGCGGAGCAGAGGGAGCCGAGCGAGGAGGAGGCGGACAACGACCAGGAUAAACUGUGGCAUCUUUUCCAGAACUCCGCCACUGCCGUAGCACAGUUAUACAAAGACAGAGUAUGCCACCAGCAGGGCCUGUCGCUGUGGGUGCCAUUUCAGAACGCUGCCACCGCCGUCACCAACCUUUACAAAGGACAUGAUGAUGGGCGUUCUUUAACACUUCCUCCCACUGUCACAGAGAGUGUGGAGGCUCAUCAGAGGAGCUUCGAUCGGGGCAUCCAGAUGGGCCACCAGCGCCGUAAUAAGGACAUGUUGGCCUGGGUGAAGAAGCGCCGGAGAACCAUCCGCAGGGAGGAUCUCAUCAGUUUUCUGUGCGGAAAAGCGCCGCCACACAGGAGCAGCAGGGCCAGCACUCGACUGGCCAUGGUGGCCCCCAGCCGGGCUAACUCACCGGCUGAGACCGGCUCCUCGGUGGAGGCAGACCUGCAGCCCUUCAGGGAGGCCAUAGCACUGCAUGGUCUGAGCGGUGCCAUGGCGAGCAUCAGCGUGCGCUCCGGGCCGCCGGGUUCUCCCACGCACGUGAGCGGCAGCAGCAGCGGCGGCGGCGGCGGCUCCUCGGCCCCGGGGCCCGUGUGUCGCAGCCGGCGCAAUGGCCUCCAGGACGUAGACCUGAACACUUUCAUUACAGAGGAGAUGGCACUGCACCUGGACUCGACUGGCUCCGCCUCCACUGGAGGGGGAGGAGCCAGGAAACGAAACUCCGCCCAGUGCACUGAUGUCAUUACGGACUCCCCCACGCACAAACGCAACAGGAUGAUCUGACGCUGCCUCCCUGGGAGGACGGCUGUGGGGGGGCUGGUGUAGGACAGAUGUUGACAUCUGCCUGGGCUGAAAUAAAAUGGCGGCUCUCAGCAGAAAGAGUCCUGUUCUUUGUCUCUUUUCCUCUGUUAGAGCGUCUGGACAACGGUGCAGAAGAGACCGUGCACGGUGCUGCUCCAAGAGUAAAAGACACUCCCCUAACCUCACCCAUCCUCACCCAUCCUCACCCACCACCUUAAUCAGGAAGUGAGGGCCAUGAUCAAACCGAUGGAUUCAGCUGGAUCAGAGACUCGGCCUCCGUCGUAACCACCGCUCAUCUCCAUCUUCCUCCACUUUGUGUUCUCGUUCAGGACGUCUGCAGCCUCUCGGAGCCUGAACGCUGGUUAAUGAGCUGCAAUAAGGAUUUUUUUUUUGCACUUAGCUUUUGCCUCGAACUCAUGCAAACAAAUUGGCUCUUCCGUUGUGUUCCAGCUCUUGGCCUGGUCCGGUUCGGUCCGGUCCUGAAUGUGCCCAGCUCUCGGCUCUGCUCAAGUAUUGGAUCAUGUUGUUUGUGCUGCUGGAAGAUAAUCAGUGACUCAGAGUCGAGGUGUUGAGCUGUCUGUUAGUAAGGGCUGUGCAUUAAUAAAGGUGGAGGGAUACGUUCUCAUAAGUAGUUCCUCCUCUUUCAUCCGUUGGUUUGGGGGCAGAGCGGAUGUUUCUUUUAGAGGAUUCAUGUGGAGCUGUUUCAUCCUGGCUCCACUCACGUCUCCUGCUCCGUCUCUGCUUUAACCUCCGUUAAGUUUCGGUCUCAGAUUUCAGUUUUCCUUUUUUUUAUGGCGGCAGGCUGAGGUCAGUUGAAGUUCAUGCAUGUGUUCAGAUUAGUUUCCUCUUCCUGACUCACUGUUCUGUGUCUAACACUCCACAAAGGAACCAGGCCGAGCUCGGUCCUGUCCGUCAGCUGACCUCCAUCUUCAGCUCCUUCUCAGUUUUUGUUCCAAACAGCUGAUUCUGGAGCUGACGCCAUCGUCAGCUGUUUCCUCUUUGUUUAAAAAAAUAAAUAAAUAAAUGGCUAAUCUAUAUACUUAACAUUUAAUUGUUGGUAUGAUAUAUGUGGUUCACAUUGUACAAGAAAUAAAACCAUUGAAUUACA